AUGACAACCAAAAGGAAAAUUAUCGGCCGCUUGGUGCCCUGCCGGUGUUUUCGUGGUGAAGAAGAAAUCGUCUCCGUGUUGGAUUACUCUCACUGUGGCCUGCAGCAGGUGCCAAAGGAGGUUUUUAACUUUGAACGGACGUUAGAGGAGCUUUACCUAGAUGCCAACCAAAUUGAAGAGCUACCCAAGCAACUGUUCAGCUGUCAGGCGUUGCGCAAGCUGAGUAUACCCGACAACGACCUGUCAAGUCUGCCAACCACGAUUGCCAGCCUAGUGAAUCUCAAGGAACUCGACAUCAGUAAAAACGGUAUUCAAGAUUUUCCAGAAAAUAUUAAAUGUUGUAAGUGUUUAACAAUUAUCGAAGCCAGCGUCAAUCCGGUCUCUAAGCUGCCAGAUGGCUUCACGCAACUUCUAAAUUUGACCCAGCUCUAUCUAAAUGAUGCCUUCUUGGAGUUUCUUCCGGCUAACUUUGGAAGACUUGUCAAAUUGCGAAUUUUGGAGUUAAGAGAAAAUCACUUGAAAACUCUACCAAAGUCAAUGCACAAGCUGACUCAGCUGGAGAGACUUGAUCUGGGCAAUAAUGAAUUCUCUGAACUGCCUGAGGUUCUGGAGCAAAUACAAAAUCUAAAGGAAUUGUGGAUGGACAAUAAUUCUUUGCAAAUACUACCUGGGUCUAUAGGGAAGUUAAAACAGCUGGUGUACCUGGAUGUGUCAAAAAACAGGAUAGAAACUGUUGACUUGGACAUAUCGGGAUGCGAAGGACUUGAAGAUCUCCUGUUGUCGUCCAAUAUGUUGCAGCAACUGCCAGACUCCAUAGGACUGUUGAAAAGGCUUACAACUCUAAAAGUAGAUGACAAUCAGCUUACAAUUCUGCCAAAUGCAAUUGGAAAUUUAUCUUUAUUAGAAGAGUUUGACUGCAGCUGUAAUGAGUUGGAGUCCUUACCUUCCACCAUCGGCUACCUGCAUAACCUGAGGACCUUGGCUGUGGAUGAGAAUUUCCUCCCUGAGCUGCCCAGAGAAAUUGGAAGCUGUAAAAACGUAACGGUGAUGUCUCUGCGCUCUAACAAGCUGGAAUUUCUUCCUGAUGAAAUUGGUCAGAUGCAGAAGCUGAGAGUCUUGAAUCUGAGCGAUAACAGACUGAAGAAUUUACCAUUCACUUUUACUAAGCUGAAAGAACUUGCAGCUUUGUGGCUUUCGGACAACCAGUCCAAGGCUCUCAUUCCGCUGCAGACCGAGGCGCACCCAGAAACAAAGCAGCGAGUGCUGACCAACUACAUGUUUCCCCAGCAGCCCCGCGGCGACGAAGAUUUCCAGUCGGACAGUGAUAGUUUUAACCCCACUUUAUGGGAGGAGCAGAGACAGCAGCGCAUGACCGUUGCCUUCGAAUUUGAAGAAAAAAAAGAGGAGGAGGAAAAUCCCGGGAAAGUUAAGGUUGAAAUAAAUCUAAAACGUUACCCCACUCCAUACCCGGAGGAUUUAAAGAAUAUGGUAAAAUCGGUUCAAAAUCUGGUGGGCAAAACGAGCCAUGGAGUACGGCCUGAGAACGCAACACCAGCUGCGAACAGUGACCAAACUGUGCAAGACAAGUAUGAGCACAAGUGGCCCAUGGCACCCAAGGAGAUUGCGGUGGAGGAUGCCUUUGGACAUCCUGCCAGUGAGAUGAGGAUAGGGGAGCUUCGCCCUUCCAUGCCAGAGACUCCGCUGUACCCACCCAAACUUGUUCUUCUGGGUAAAGAGAAGAAAGAGUCGACAGAUGAGUCUGAAGCAGAUAAGAUCCAUUGUCUGAAUAACAGCGUUUCCUCAGGCACUUACUCAGACUAUUCCCCUUCCCAGGCUUCCUCAGGGUCCUCCAACGCGCAUGUUAAAAUGGGCUCCCUGCAGACAACGGCGAAAGAAGCAGUGAAUAACUCUUUGUGGGGGAACAGCUGGAAUGACGGCUCGCACUACGACAACACGGGCUUCGUGGCGGAGGAGGGCGCGGUGGAGAAUCCCGGUGCCAACCCCCUCCUGAGCACGAAAUCCAGAAGCUCAUCCGCACACGCACGCAGGCCGCUGAUCAGACAGGACCGGAUAGUUGGCAUUCCCCUGGAGCUGGAGCAGCCGACGCUCAGAAACGCUCACGAAUCUGAAGUGCCUCCUCCCAAUCCUUGGCAAAAUUGGACCAGAACCCCCAGUCCUUUUGAAGACAGGACAGCUUUUCCUUCCAAACUGGAAAGCACCCCCACCACCAGCCCUUUGCCUGAGCGGAAGGAUCACGUCAAAGAGUCUCCUGAAAUGACUAGCACUUUCACGCCGGGAAUAGCCUGGGAGUACCACGAUUCAAAUGCCAACAGAAGUCUCACAAACGUCUUUUCACAUCUCCACUGUCGCCCAGAUCCUUCCAAAAGCGUUAUUUCGAUCAGCAAGAGUACGGAACGGCUUUCUCCGAUGAUGAGGGAUUUAAAAACUAACAAAUUUAAGAAGUCGCAAAGUAUCGAUGAGAUAGACAUCGGUACAUACAAAGUGUACAAUAUACCCUUAGAAAACUAUGCAUCUGGUAACGAUACUGUAGGAACCCACGAGAGGGUGGACAAGCUCCUGGGCCCGGAGCACGGCAUGCUGAGCAUGUCCCGCAGCCAGUCGGUCCCCAUGCUGGACGACGAGCUCCUGACCUACGGCAGCGUCAAGGUGCAGCCGCAGCAGAAGUCGUCGGUCACGAAGAAGGUCUACCAGUUCGACCAAAGCUUCAACCCGCAGGGAGCGGUGGAGGUGACCGCGGAGAAGAGGCUGCCGCCGCCCUUCCAGCUCAACCCCGAGUACAUCGCCCAGCAGAGCCCGAACCUGCCCCAGGAUCUGGUCAGCCCCAGGGCGUACCGCGGCUACCCCCCCGUGGAGCACAUCUUCUCCUUCUCCCAGCCGUCGGUCAACGAGGAGGGGGUCAGUGCCCCCUUCGCCAGCCAGGGCUCUCGGCCGGGCUUCCUGCGGCGAGGAGCUGUGGAGCGCCAGAGCAGCGUCUCGGUCUCCGAGUCUCAGUUCCUCAAGAGGAACGGCAGGUACGAAGACGAGCACCCUCCCUACCAGGAGGUGAAAGCCCAGACUGGGAGCUUUCCAGUUAAAAACCUGACACAAAGGCGGCCGUUGUCCGCAAGAAGCUACAGUACGGAGAGCUACGGCACGUCCCAAACCAGGCCGGUUUCAGCGAGGCCUACAAUGGCAGCUCUGCUGGAAAAGAUACCGUCAGACUAUAACUUGGGUAACUAUGGCGACAAGCCUUCCGAUAGCAGUGAUAUAAAGACAAGGCCUGCCCCUGUGAAGGGAAAUGAGAGCUGUGCUAAAAUGCCCGCUGACUGGAGACAACAGCUACUUAGACAUAUAGAAGCUAGAAGGUUAGACAGGACCGCUGCUUACAAACACAACACAGUUAGCCUUGGCAUGCUGCACUCUGGAGGGUUUUCAGCAAUGCAUGCCGGCAGAAGCAUGACUUUAAACUUGCAGACUAAAUCUAAAUUUGAAAACCAAAUGCUUCAAGAGCUACCUCUACCGCAAACGCCGUCGCAGCAGAGCAGCGUGCUGGACAACGGGCAGGAGGAGGUGCCUGUGAGCGGCCAGUGGAACCCCUACCCGCUGGGGCGGCGGGACGUGCCACCGGACGCCGUCACGAAGAAGGCAGGUAGCCACAUCCAGACCUUAAUGGGCUCGCAGAGCCUGCAGCAUCGGAGCCGCGAGCAGCAGGACUGCUGGGCAGCCACGCAGGUCACAGCCUGUGUGAAGUCCCUGGAGUCCAUGGAGACGCAGAAACAGUGGCUGGCGUGGCUCGCAUUUUGUGUGAGAAUAGAGAAGAAUCCUGGCCUUGGUUUUAGUAUCAGUGGUGGAAUAAGUGGACAAGGAAAUCCGUUCAAACCUUCUGAUAAGGGUAUCUUUGUUACUAGGGUUCAGCCUGACGGACCAGCAUCCAGCCUGCUCCAGCCUGGCGACAAGAUCCUCCAGGCCAACGGACACAGCUUUGUACACAUGGAACACGAGAAAGCUGUGUUGCUGCUGAAGAGUUUCCAGAACACAGUAGACCUAGUUAUUCAACGUGAGCUUACUGUCUAA
Messenger RNA from Opisthocomus hoazin, 4074 nucleotides. The record is from RefSeq and is a predicted model, not a curated record. Lineage: Eukaryota; Metazoa; Chordata; Aves; Opisthocomiformes; Opisthocomidae.